UCGAGAGGGAAGAGAAAAAAAAAGAAAGGAAACGUAACGGAAUUAGUUUAAAAUUGAAAUCUCAACAACCACCGCCAUGACAGCCCGCCGGAAUCAGCUGAUCGCACGCACACAACUGCAAGUGACAGCUGGGAGGGGGAGGGGGUUGGCAGCAACAAAGCAACACAAGAUUUUGUUUUCAUCAUCCGAGCGAGAAAUCAUCAUCGCCGUCGAGGGUGAAGAAGCUGCGAACGAACGUGCCAUCUUACACAUUCCACCCCAGAUCCCGGAACAGUGAAAACAAAUCCAUAUUAAUCCGUGUUCUUGUAGUGCAAAAAGACGAAGGCCAUCGAGAGGAGCGCGACGCAAUUAACGCUUCAGCAGCAGCAACAGCCCGAGAGGAAGGGAUCCAUAACCGAUGGACGGUAGCAGUAUGACGUUGGUCGACUCGACCGAAGAAGGUGCUCCCGGAACGUUCCACAUCUCCUCGUUCUCGCACACGGAUGAUGACGAUGACGACGGGGGCCGCCGUGUUCGCCCCGCUGGUGCUGGUGGUGCUGGGCUCGGCGAUGACGACGAUCUGCUAUCAGCCUCAAGCUUCCAGAUUGGCGGUGUAAGCGGCAGCACCAGCACCCUGCGCUGUCCACUGUGCUACCUCUCGCGACGUCGCUUCCACUGUAAGGCCUGCAUCCGGAACGGGGACUUUGUGCACACGCUCAGUGCCACCCCGCACGGAACUCAUCCGCAGCUGCAGCUUCCGGAGCGGUUCGGAGAGAAGCAACAAAGGCUACGUAAUCUGCGCACCGCCAAUGCCACGCUGGAGGCGAAGGGUGUACGGAUGUUGGAGAAAACUCGUGUGGCCGGUCGGUUGAGCGGCGAUAUUAAGCGCAGCACCGAGAAGGCAAACAUUCUGCGCAAAACGAUCGAACAGAAGCGCACGGUGAUCGAGGAAUUGCGAGCGCAGGAACGGGCACUCCGUGAACGGAACCGUACACUGCGCAUCAAGCUGCCCCGCUGUGAUGAUAAGGUGCAGGAGUUGAGUGAGUUCGUGAUGCUGAAGCUAGAGGAGAGCGAACACCGGAAGCAGCAACUGACCGCGGUACAGGAACGGUUGCAGCAGCUACGGCGUGAUCAUGUCCAGCAGCUGGUGCGCUACAUCUUCCCCGUUUCGCAGACCAUCGUUAGCCGUAGCCAGAGUGCCAGUACGGCAUCGAGUGCGAGCGAUAGUUCAGCGGCCGCAACAGCUCACAGUCACAGUGGCCAUCAUCCGCACGGUAGUCGCAGUACGAUCCACGAAAUUUCCGAAGCUACCCGUACGGCGUACGUACGUGGCCAGUGGGUACUGCAGGACAGUUUCGGAGAGGUGCAGCAUGUGAUCGUCGCACCGUCACUGCCGGGGACGGGCAACUAUUCCGCGUACACCGAAUGGGUCGCUGGUGUCGGUGUCGGUAGUUCGGCGGGUUCUUCGAGCCCAGGAUCACGGCAAGCGCGCGUUGGAUGCCACAAUCCGGCACACACGAUCGCAGCAGCACUCACGUACACCAGCCAGCUGGUAGCACUGAUCGGGCAGCUACUGGACGUCCGAUUGCCGUACCGGGUGGCCUAUGCGGACUUUAGCAAAACCACCCUCACGGAGACACAGUUCCGGCGAAAGGUGGCACGACUGAACACGGACAUUAUUGCCCUUUGCUAUGCCCAGGGUUGCCGGUUGAACGAGAUGCAUCCAACGCAUACCCUCGAGAAUGUACUGUGUCUACUGGCAUCACCAUCGCUCGGCCAUUGCGGUGCAACCGAUCGGAACAGCUGCCUGAGCGAUUCGAUGGAACAGCUUCUUACGCAGGACAUUGGAGAUGAUGCCGAUUCGGAGGAUGAAACCAACAUUCAUCAAGAGUGGGAAGCGGUCCCGAGCAACCUGUCGCCAGUGACGGUCGAUCAGCCGUACCUGCCGCUAGCGGUUCCGCUCGAUCAGCAGCAGCAACAGCUGCUGCAGAUCCGCCGCGGUACGCUCCAUCAUCAGUAUCAGCCGCCCGGUGGUGUCACCGCCAGUCUCGUGACCAGUGCCUUCGCUUCGGUUAGCUCGUUCUGGAAGGGCUGGACGGGCAAAUAGAGACUCGGUGCACCGUAGAAGAUUGAAGCUGCCAAAGCAAAGGGCACACCAGAGAAUGAUCGACGUUUACAGCCACGAAUCUCGUUGCUGAACGCAAAACGAAAACUGAAACCCAAAUAGAAAUUCCGCACAAAGAGCGUGGUACCACCACACGUGUCGUGGCAGUUGAAGUUACAUUUUUCUACAUAAACAUUUUUAUAAAAAAGAAACGAACUAAUACGCUGUGUGCUUUACGUUUAAGAAACGUUCCGCUCCGGCGGGAAGGCGGAGUUAGGCGUUAGUGUCUUCUGUUAAUUCCUGACGCGAGAAUAAAGCAAAAAGCGCAACCGAAACUGUGAUUAAUCAAACAAACUAUAAUGAAUAAACAAUGGUCUAGCAAAAAAAAAAAGGUCUUUCUGCAAAUCCGAACAAAAUGAGCGAAUCCGAAAGAAAGUGAUGCAAUGCAGCGAUCGCAAACCAUCACCGUGAUCGAUCGAGCGAUCGAUCGGAUCAGUGCAUCAGGCAGUUCGCGAGGUUCGCGAGGUCACCUCGUCUUCCAUCGCCACUUGAAUCAAUUGAAGUCUCCUUGAAUACAUCAGUUGCCAAUCGCCCGCAAUGAAUGCUGGGACAAAUCAUGCACUUGUGGAUCCAUACUAUGUUCGAAAACAAAAGUACUAACAAUCCUGAACACUUGCACUGUAAAAAUGUGGAUGAAACGACAAAAAAAACCAUGGAACUUUCUAGUACAAAAUGCAAGUACCAAUAAUGGUUUAGCUGGAAGGAAAUCCUGUGCUGUAAUGCGCCAGACCCACUACAGCUGAUCAGACAAACAAGAUCGUGAAACCGAUGACCUUGUUGUAGCUGGCAAGUUCCUCUACAAUCCAACAAGCCAUCGCUUCUAAGAGCAGUAGGGACUGACCAUCAAUUAAGUGAAGAAUCAUCAAUCCGUUAACCACCAACAGCUCUUUGCUUCCACGCGAUCUUGCCGUCCCCCGUGGGCAACCAGUUAGUUGUUUUUCUGCAAAAGUCCCACCUCUUAUCAUCGCACAGGCGUGUGAGAGUCCAGAAAGUAGUUCAACGAUCAUCUGACGGAGUGGAACGGAUCGUCCAGCAAAAACAACACACACCACCCUCUGUCCUAUCGUCCGGGCAGGAUCAAAUAACAAAAUAUAGUUUCCUCCGACCCCUCCCCUGGUGGGGGCACCAACCAUCAGUGGUGGUGUCCAUGACGCGCGAUUGUUGUUUGUGCCGUUGUGGCGAACAAUAUUUUGCUGCUACUGGCACGGUUGUUGCUGGCAACGAUCAUCACACCCAUCACGCAGCGCGACCAGUUAUCAUCGCCGUUCACGUUCGCUACACGCCAAGGUACUUGGCGAGGGAAGUGGGCGCGGUGCAACGAUAAGUGGCGUUGAGUAUUGUGUCGGACCGACCGGGGACCAUCCUAGGGCCAUCGGACAGACGACAAACCAGCGACCUCAUCAACACACCAUCGCCAUCAAUCAAGCGCACUCGUGCGUCGUACUGUUGCUAAGGAGGGUAGCAUGGUCGCGCCUACUAUGGCGACCUCCUCA
Molecule: messenger RNA, 3636 nt
Organism: Anopheles aquasalis
Lineage: Eukaryota; Metazoa; Arthropoda; Insecta; Diptera; Culicidae
Gene: Atg14
Product: autophagy related protein 14
Biological process (GO): autophagosome membrane docking; cellular response to starvation; autophagosome assembly
Cellular component (GO): extrinsic component of phagophore assembly site membrane; autophagosome; extrinsic component of omegasome membrane
Molecular function (GO): protein-membrane adaptor activity; phosphatidylinositol 3-kinase regulator activity
Source: RefSeq, a predicted model, not a curated record